AUGGCGUCGGAAUCCGAGGUCUACAGCUGGGAGCCGCACCCGCUCCACCCCGUCGGCACUGAGCCGCUGCAGGAGAUCGCCGUGGACUACUGCCCGGAGGCGUGCCUGGAGGAGCGCCACGCGGGCGAGAUCCACGUCACCUACGACGCCCGCGGCGGCGCGCGCUGGCGCUCCAAACGCCGGUUCCGCCCCGGCAGCGCCGUGGCCACCACGAUCCGCGCGCCGGCGGGGGACACGUCGGGCCUCAACUACAACAUCUACCUGUCCUCCCUGGAGGGCUCCAAAGAUCAGGACGAGAUCGACUUCGAGUUCCUCGGCCACGACAAGCGCGCCGUCCAGACCAACUACCACGUCGGCGGAGACGGUGGGCGGGAGAAGAUCCACGCGCUCCCCUUCGACUCCUCCGACGGAUUCCACCACUACGCCAUCGCCUGGGACGCGGCCGCCAUCGAGUGGCGCGUCGACGGCGAGCUCGUCCGCCGCGAGGAGCGGCGGGAGGGGGAGCCGUGGCCGGAGAAGCCCAUGUACCUGUACGCCUCCGUGUGGGACGCCAGCUACAUCGCCGACGGGGCGUGGACCGGCACGUACCACGGCCGCGACGCGCCCUACGUCUGCAGCUACAAGGACGUCAGGGUGCCCACUGGCAAGGAUUUAGUGGAAGAGGAAGAGCAUCAAGAUGCAGAUGCCGCUGAUGCGCCUGCUGACGAUCCUGAAGCCGACGCCGCCGCUGAUGCUGCGGCGGCGGCGGAAGAAGAGAAGGACGCCGGAGCCGGUGAAGUUUAG
This is a messenger RNA of Miscanthus lutarioriparius, 783 nucleotides long. Lineage: Eukaryota; Viridiplantae; Streptophyta; Magnoliopsida; Poales; Poaceae. The record is from the annotation of a GenBank genome assembly.